Molecule: messenger RNA, 1930 nt
Organism: Annulohypoxylon maeteangense
Lineage: Eukaryota; Fungi; Ascomycota; Sordariomycetes; Xylariales; Hypoxylaceae
Product: putative diphthamide synthesis protein-domain-containing protein
Exons: 1
Coding region: 543-1889 (448 amino acids)
Biological process (GO): protein histidyl modification to diphthamide
Molecular function (GO): 2-(3-amino-3-carboxypropyl)histidine synthase activity
Source: RefSeq, a predicted model, not a curated record
GGGGGGUUAAUAGUGAUGAUGAGGAGGGGACGCCACACAGCACAGAGCUGUACUUCCGCGAGGUUAGUGCGUAUAAUGAUACGGUUACUAAUAGCUCGGUGUUGUUGUUGGGGAAGGCCGUAAAUGCCUAGUAUGGCGUUGGCUUAGAGUACCUAUGACGUUGGUGUUUCUUGGGUAGGGGUAAUGUGAAUAUGAAUUAUAUGGAAGCCGUUUUAAUAUACAUAAGGGUAUUUUUCUUCAUUGGAAUUCAAUGUGAUGAUCCGAAUAUCUAAAGAUUUACUUGAACCUAAUUGGGUGAGUAUUUAGCUACUGGUGAUAUGUCUUUAGCUCGUUUUACCUAAUAGCGGAAUAUGCCUCUACCAAGACUUUCCUCAAAUUUGACUUUUCGCUUAAACCUCAAAGCGUCCUCAAUGAACAAUUCACCCGUGACUCCUAUAUCUCACUACCAGGAAUCCCGAAAGGGAUUUAAGUAAAUUCACUUAAAUAAUCGAGGUCACUCUUUCAUUCCGCAUCACAUCGCAUCUCACUUCACCUCACUUAAAAUGGAGGAUGAUCGGGCGCAAACCGAUCUAGGCAUCGCCGCCGACAUCGAGGAGGCCCAUGCGGCGCCCCCAGCGCCCUCAUCAACAUUAAGACAGCCCAAGAAAAGAUUCAUCGGGCGUAGAGCCGCAGCAGGGUCUUCACGAACCAGCACCACCACCAGCAGCCCCCUAACCCCCGAAACUGGCGCCGUACAAGCACCACAACCCCGGCGUGCCCCGCGCCUCCUCAACCAAGUCCCCGCAGACCUCCUCAACGACCCGGAGCUGAAAGCCGCCAUCUCCCUACUGCCCGUGAACUACUCCUUCGAGAUCCACAAAACGAUCCACCGGAUCCGGAGCUCAGGCGCAAAGCGCGUAGCGCUGCAGAUGCCGGAGGGUCUGCUCCUGUUCGCGACGACGAUCUCGGACAUCCUGACGCAGUUCUGCGCGGGCGUCGAGACGCUGAUUAUGGGGGACGUGACGUACGGGGCGUGCUGCAUCGACGAUUACACCGCGCGCGCGCUGGGCUGUGAUUUGCUCGUGCAUUAUGCGCAUAGUUGUCUGAUUCCCGUCGAUGUCACGCAGAUCCGUGUGUUGUACGUUUUUGUGGAUAUUAGUAUUGAUGCGACGCACCUUCUCGCUACGCUGGAGCGCAACUUCGCGCCCCCGAAGAAGGUUGCUGUGGUCGGGACUAUCCAGUUCAAUGCUACGAUCCACGGCGUGCGGGCGGCGCUUGAGAAGGCUGGGUUCGGCGUCGUGGUGCCGCAGAUUGCGCCGUUGUCGAAGGGGGAGAUUCUGGGGUGCACGUCUCCGCGGUUGGCGGAUGAGGAGGGGGUGGAUUUCAUUUUGUACCUUGGCGAUGGCCGCUUCCAUCUUGAAAGUAUUAUGAUACAUAACCCGUCGAUCCCGGCGUACCGAUAUGAUCCGUACUCGCGCAAGCUGACGCGCGAGACGUACGGGCAUGAGGAGAUGCAGAGUCUUCGACGCGAGGCUAUAUCUACGGCUAAGAGGGCUAAGAAGUGGGGGUUGAUUCUCGGUUCGUUGGGUCGUCAGGGGAAUCCGCAUACUAUGACGUUGAUUGAGAAGAAGUUGGAGGAGAUGGGGAUCCCGUGGGUGAAUCUGUUGCUUAGCGAGAUAUUCCCUGGAAAGCUGGCUAUGAUGAGUGAUGUCGAGUGCUGGGUCCAGGUCGCGUGCCCAAGGCUGAGUAUAGACUGGGGGUAUGCGUUUCCGAGACCACUGUUGACGCCGUACGAGGCAUUGGUUGCGUUGAACGAGCGACAGGAUUGGAAGGAGAGUGGCGUGUAUCCUAUGGAUUAUUAUGCUAGGGAAGGUUUAGGACGAACGAGGGAUGUUAAGGUCUCUAGUUGAGAAGUCGAUAUUAUAAAAAUAUAAAUAAAAAGUUAGGUACC